Molecule: messenger RNA, 2277 nt
Organism: Thermothielavioides terrestris NRRL 8126
Lineage: Eukaryota; Fungi; Ascomycota; Sordariomycetes; Sordariales; Chaetomiaceae
Product: acetate--CoA ligase
Exons: 7
Coding region: 131-2134 (667 amino acids)
Cellular component (GO): cytosol
Molecular function (GO): AMP binding; acetyl-CoA synthetase activity
Source: RefSeq, a predicted model, not a curated record
UGCGCCGCUUGCGAACUCACAGUCGGAGAGAGUCACCCACCUAACCCCGCCUCCGUCUUCGAAAAAUCGCAAAAUCACGACCCCGCGUCCCCGCUCUCCUGUCGACCCCGCGCUUUCGCUGCCCGUCACCAUGGCCGAACAAGCUGCCAAGGCCCCUGUGGUGGCCGAGGCUCACGAAGUCGACACGUACCACCCGCCGCAGAAGAUGCUCGCAAAGCACCCGAGCAAGCCUCACUUGAGCGGUCUCGAGGAGUACCAGCAGCUCUACAAGGAGUCCAUCACAGAACCGAAAAAGUUCUGGGGGAGGCUGGCCCGCGAGCUCCUGACCUGGAGCAAGGACUUCCAGACAGUGCAGCAUGGGUCUCUGGCGGAGGGUAACGUUGCCUGGUUCCUCGAGGGCGAGCUCAACGCGUCGUACAACUGCGUCGACCGUCAUGCCUUCAAGGACCCCGACCGCGUCGCCAUCAUCUACGAGGCCGACGAGCCGACGGACGGCCGCACCGUGACCUACGGCGAGCUCCUGCGCGAGGUCUCGAGGGUCGCCCACGUCCUCAAGGACAUGGGCGUGCGCAAGGGCGACACCGUGGCCAUCUACCUGCCCAUGAUCCCCGAGGCGCUCGUGGCCAUCCUCGCGUGCGCCCGCAUCGGCGCCAUCCACUCGGUGGUCUUCGCCGGCUUCUCGGCCGACUCUCUGCGCGACCGCGUCAUCGAUGCCCACUCCCGGGUCGUCAUUACGUCGGACGAGGGCAAGCGCGGCGGGAAGCUCAUCGGCACCAAGAAGAUCGUGGACGAGGCGCUCAAGAAGGCCCCCGAUGUCAAGCACGUGCUCGUCUUCAAGCGCACCGGCGCCGACAUCCCCAUGACCCAGGGCCGCGACUACUGGUGGCACGAGGAGGUUGAGAAGUGGCCCGCCUACAUCGCGCCGGAGCCCAUGAGCGCCGAAGACCCGCUCUUCCUCCUGUACACGUCCGGCUCGACCGGCAAGCCCAAGGGCAUGAUGCACACGACCGGCGGCUACCUCGUCGGCGCCGCCGCCACGGCCAAGUACGUCUUCGACAUCCACGAGGGCGACCGCUACUUCUGCGGCGGCGACGUCGGCUGGAUCACGGGCCACACCUACGUCGUGUAUGCGCCGCUGCUGCUCGGCGUGUCGACCGUCGUCUUCGAGGGCACCCCGGCGUAUCCCAACUUCUCCCGCUACUGGGACAUCAUCGAGAAGCACAAGGUCACCCAGUUCUACGUCGCCCCGACCGCCCUGCGGCUGCUCAAGCGCGCCGGCGACCAGUUCGUGCGCAACGAGAUGAAGCACCUCCGAGUGCUGGGGUCCGUCGGCGAGCCCAUCGCCGCCGAGGUCUGGAAGUGGUACUUCGAAGUCGUCGGCAAGGAGGAAGCCCAUGUUGUCGACACGUACUGGCAAACCGAGACCGGCUCCCACGUCAUCACCCCUCUUGCCGGCGUGACGCCCACGAAGCCCGGUUCCGCGUCGCUGCCGUUCUUCGGCAUCGAGCCCGCCAUCAUCGACCCGGUUUCGGGCGAGGAGAUCCCCGGCAACGAUGUCGAGGGCGUCUUGGCCUUCAAGCAGCCGUGGCCGAGCAUGGCCCGCACCGUCUGGGGCGCGCACAAGCGGUACAGGGACACAUACCUCAACGUCUACAAGGGGUACUACUUCACCGGUGACGGAGCCGGCCGGGACCACGAGGGCUUCUACUGGAUCCGCGGGCGCGUCGACGACGUGGUGAACGUCAGCGGGCACCGGCUGUCGACGGCCGAGAUCGAGGCGGCGCUGAUCGAGCACCCGGCCGUGGCCGAGGCCGCCGUGGUCGGCGUGGCGGACGAGCUCACGGGCCAGGCCGUCAACGCCUUCGUCGCCGUCAAGGACGGCAACGAGCCGUCGGACGCGCUCCGCAAGGAGUUCAUCCUGCAGGUCCGCCGCAGCAUCGGGCCCUUCGCCGCCCCCAAGGCUGUCUACAUCGUGCCCGACCUGCCCAAGACCCGCAGCGGCAAGAUCAUGCGCCGCAUCCUCAGGAAGAUCCUCGCCGGUGAGGAGGAUCAGCUGGGUGAUAUCACCACGCUUUCGGAUCCGACUGUCGUCGAGAAAAUCAUUGUCGUUGUCCACGAUGCCAAGAAGAAAUAAGCCACAGGGGCUGCUUCUCCUCCUUUUUCUGGUGGUUGGGGUUGGGCUUUGUCGAGGAGCCGGCUGUAUUACUUACCUUGGUUUUAUACCACCGUCUCUGUUGUUAUGCCUUGCUCUUGAUGCGCGCGCUCAUCGGGGUCCUC